AUGUCUAAAGUUUCUCGUGAUACUUUGAACGAGGCUGUCGCCGACGUCCUUAAGGGAUCCGUCGAGAAGAAGAGAAAGUUCAGAGAGACUGUUGAGCUCCAAAUUGGACUUAAGAACUACGAUCCCCAAAAAGACAAACGUUUCUCCGGAUCCGUCAGACUGAAGAACAUCCCUCGUCCAGCCAUGAAGGUUUGUGUCUUCGGAGAUCAACAACAUAUUGAUGAAGCCACUGCUGGAGGAAUUCCAUGCAUGAGCGCUGAUGAUCUUAAGAAGCUCAACAAGAACAAGAAGCUUAUUAAGAAACUCGCCAAGAGCUACGAUGCUUUCAUCGCCUCUGAGUCUCUUAUCAAGCAAAUCCCACGUAUCCUCGGACCCGGUCUUAACAAGGCUGGUAAAUUCCCUUCUGUCGUUACCCACUCUGAAGCCCUCAGCGUGAAAGUUGAAGAGAUCAAGGCUACCAUUAAGUUCCAGAUGAAGAAGGUUCUCUGCCUUUCCGUCGCUGUCGGACACGUCGAAAUGAGCCAAGAAGAACUCGUUUCCAACGUCUCUCUCUCCAUCAACUUCUUGGUCUCCCUCCUUAAGAAGAACUGGCAAAACGUUCGCUCCUUGAACAUCAAGUCUACCAUGGGCAAACCCCAAAGACUUUAUUAA
This is a messenger RNA of Auanema sp. JU1783, 651 nucleotides long. NCBI's taxonomy places the organism in Eukaryota, Metazoa, Nematoda, Chromadorea, Rhabditida, Rhabditidae. The record is from the annotation of a GenBank genome assembly.